AUCCAAAUAAAAAACAAUGAAAACCCAAAUAAAUGACGGAAGGAAUCCAAAAUCAAGCGGAUGCGAAGCAAGGCGAGCAGCUGAAUUGUUAUAAUUUAAGAAUAAUCUUCCGACCAGCCAACAUUUACAUCACAUACACAGAGAGUUGAAACUAUAGAGUUGCGGAAAUGGAAGACUUGCAGGAGUUUAAGAAGAACAACAACAAUGGAAACCGCAAAAGAAAGUCCCAAUCCCAUUCCAAUACAGGCAAUACUGAUCGCAGGAGUAAUACACUAACCUUCCCUCUGUUAAUGGCUGCCGCUCUCUCUCACUCUCAUACUAAUACCAAUACUCAUACAGUUGUGAAGGAUUGCUUAACCAAAUUCCUUUCCCAUCCAAUCCAACCCCACGAAGCCACUUGUAUUCUCUCCCUUUGCCCUCUCCUUCUCCGCUCCAAAUCCCCUCACAUCGCCACCCUCACCGCCCAAUUUGUUGGGGCGGUUUCUCUCCUGUCCUUUGAAGUGAAUCACCAGGUCGUCUCUGACUUUCACACGCUUAAGGCUUUGAUUUCUUUGAUACCCACUUCUCGAAAGGCCGUCUCCAUGGCUGCCUGCGAUGGCCUUUUGGAUAUUUGCUCUACUUGUCUGGGAAGACAACGGUUGCUCCAUUUUUCUGCUUUGGAAACUCUCAUGUUUGCAUUCCUUGAGGUUCAGGGAUCAUCAACACUGAUUUCUUUAAGCACUGGAGAUGAUGUAAAUAUUGCUUCUCUCAGGAUAGGCUUUCAGAAAGGUGAACUCCCAGUUUUACUUCUUAAUGCUGCCAUCAUUCUCAUAAACACAUGCAACAUUGAGCAAUUAAGAAAGAUCCCGAGCAAACUAUCUGAAUGUUUUUCUGUCUCUUUGAAAGAAGUGUGGAGAGAAGCUCACAAAAAAAUGAUAAACAGUGAUAUUUUGGGAGCUGGUCAAGGGAUGAACUUAUAUUUCAGCAAUAUUACCAUCAGUGAUCUGGCGGAAAGCAUUUUUAGGCUUUCCAUUAAUGUUGAUCAAUUUCCAGCUCUUAUGUCCAGUAAUAUUGUUGAAAGAAGAAUAUUUUGGUCUAGUGAGGAUGAUUUCAAACAUUUCAUAUUAAACCAGUGGGAGGUCUUACCUUGUGUUGUAAGAAGGUUCUCAAGUGCUUCAUUGGAGGUGGAUGAAAUAUUCACAUCCUUUAUGCAAUCUCUUUGUUUUAAAGAUUCAUUCCCUUUGGUUCUUUCUUCUAUCCUUCAAGAUCUAAUUUCCUGCUUGCCCAUUGAUUCAGAUGAGUUAGACAUCCUUAAUUUCCUGAUGGAGGUUAGAAAUAAAUUGGGAUGUCCUCUUAUCAAUGAACAAGACAUACGGGUUCUAAGAACAGAUAACCAAUUUAAACAAGAAGUGCACUUUUUUCAAGAAAAUUCAGAUUCUUGCCGUGUCAAGACUCCACAUGUUUUAUGUUUAGAUGAUAUGUUAAAGUGUCAAGAAGCAUAUAAUGAUGGUUAUACAGUAGCUUUACGUGGAAUGGAAUUCCGCUUUCAAAGGGUUGCCCUUAUUGUAGACAGGUUAGCUUCAAUCUUUGGUCAACCAUCGGCAGGUGCCAAUAUGUACUUAACUCCACCUAAUUCUCAAGGGUUGGCUCGUCAUUAUGAUGACCAUUGUGUAUUUAUCUGCCAAAUUUUUGGAUCUAAGCAGUGGAAAAUAUUUUCUCAGCUAAAUGGGCAGUUACCUCGAUUAUAUGACCCUUGUAACAUUCUAAAUAAUGAAACCAUUGAUGAUACAAGAGACUGUUAUAACUUUUUUCUUAAUGAAGGUGAUGUCCUAUAUAUCCCCAGGGGUUGUCCUCAUGAAGCAUGUACACAUUACGAUAAGCAAGAUGGAUCUGUUGGGUUUUCCCUGCACUUAACACUUGGAGUUGAGGUUGAACCUCCGUUUGAGUGGGAGGGGUUUAUGCACAUGGCACUGUUUUGUUGGAACCGUACUCAACACCAUUCUCAUCCUUCGUUAAAGUCAUUGUCUGGAAUUUUAAAUGUCAUGUCAACCAGGCUUCUGCAUAUAGUUAUUGGUUUAAUUGGUAAUUCUGAUCCUGCCUUCCGUAAGGCAUGCUUGGUAGCUGCUGCUUCUUCACAAUCAAACACGAAUAGCUGGCUUGAUCAAUGCCAAAGAACCAUUUUCAGCUAUUUGAUCAACAAAAUUAGCCGAGAAUUGAGGUUCCAGGAAGCAUUGAAGAGUGUUGAAGCAGCUAUUGAGAGAAAUGAAGACCCAUUUCAGCAGAUCAAGUGGUUAGGAUAUCUGAACCAAGAGAGGGAAAGUGUUGAAGGACAUGAUUGGGAUUUGGAUUGGUAUGUUGGAUCAACAGAGAUUAAAGAUAUAUUUGCUGUAUAUGUUGAAUACAAAGAGAUGGCCGAAAGGGUGUUCAUGGAUGUGAAAUCGAAGUUCUGUAAUGAGGUAUCAUAUGAUGACGUUACUGCAAACUAUAAGCUAUUGCAUGAAAAGUAUGAGGAGGUUAGAAAGCAGUAUAUGAACGGAAUGUUAUCUCUGCAUUCUAUUUGACUGCAUCUGCAUAUGAUGUAUAUUAUGUUAUACAAUGGAAGUGAUUUUUCAUCAAAUCUUGUAAAAAUCUCCUCAUUCGUCUCAAGGUAUCAACCAUCUUUCUCUUCGCA
Gossypium raimondii (Peruvian cotton) is the source of this 2650-nucleotide messenger RNA. RefSeq lists its product as uncharacterized. Bases 168 to 2540 code for a protein of 790 amino acids. Gene Ontology annotation, cellular component: nucleolus. The transcript has 3 exons. Lineage: Eukaryota; Viridiplantae; Streptophyta; Magnoliopsida; Malvales; Malvaceae. Gene Ontology annotation, molecular function: histone H3K4 demethylase activity; histone H3K36 demethylase activity. The record is from RefSeq and is a predicted model, not a curated record.